This is a messenger RNA of Puntigrus tetrazona (Sumatra barb), 933 nucleotides long. It is a transcript of the gene bik, whose product is annotated as BCL2 interacting killer. Gene Ontology annotation, biological process: apoptotic process. The coding region runs from base 160 to 624 and encodes 154 amino acids. The transcript is spliced from 6 exons. Lineage: Eukaryota; Metazoa; Chordata; Actinopteri; Cypriniformes; Cyprinidae. The record is from RefSeq and is a predicted model, not a curated record.
CUAUUGGCCAGACAUGAAGUGACACCCAUCGCCGCUUCCUGAGUGUAAAGCUGCAGGCGUGGCUGCGGGUGAUCAGUGUACUGGGACACAUCACAGGAAGAGAGCAAGAUUAAAGGACGCUGCUGGCGGCGUCCGAUUUAAUCUACAAACAAGAGCACAAUGGUGGAAGAAACGAAACAGCGAAAAAACGUCACUUCCCUCCGGGCUGGACCUGGUGAGGUAGACCACAGCACUCGCUAUAACGUCGAUACGAGAGUUUCCCAGCGUAUCGGACGACAGCUGGCUCUUAUAGGGGACGAAUUGGACUCUAAGUGGCGCGAACAAUUGCCCCUCCAAUGGCAGCCCCUGAAUUUUGGAAUCUAUCCGUACGUCCUAACCAGGAGAGCAUUCUCUGGCAGGAUCUUCAACAACGUCUGGGGGUCCAAAAUUAUGCCAGUGCUGAGGACGUCCUGGCUGGUUCCACAUCUUCAAAAUGGCCGCCAGGAGGCCAAGAAGUGGGCGGCCUUGGUAUCCAACUUGCCCGUUGCCGACUGGUCUCGCAGGACCACGUGUAUACUAGCAUCUGCUUUACUUCUGGUCACCGUUUCCAUCUUCCUUAUAACUUGGAACGAAUAUGAAGGCUGAACGUGACAUCGAGGGGGUCAAGAGCUGGUCUUUGGCUCAAAUGUAACCGAAGCUGAUUUUUUAAAGAAAACUGCUUAUUUUAAAAUCUCUUUUAUAACUGAUUUGAAUGAAGUGCUGGUUCACAUAUAAGUCAAUAUGUGCAGGAUUUUGACAAAGGUUGUUUUUUUUGUGUGUGUGUUUUGGGUCUACUGCUGGAUAUUUGGGCCAAUGAAUUGUUACCUCUUCCUCUAAAAGCAUUUCUGCACUACUAAAGGAAGCUGGACUUUCCAAACCAACAAGCGCAAUAAAACUUUUAAAAAGAAAAACAAA